GGCGUGUCUGUGUUGGCAGCGAGUGAGUGAGUGAGUGAGUGGUCUUGUUGGCGGAGCCCCCGGCGCUGAGCCGGCCCCCGUAGAGCAGCUGCGCCCUGCCUGGAACGGGUCGGGAGGUGCCGCCGGGAUACGCGCACACCGCCCUGACCGCCGGCACAGUUUAUGUCGGGAAAAUAAAAUCCGGAGCUCGGUAGUAGGGACUGGGUGUGCACCAGCUGCUCCGGGGCUGUAAGCCAAAAACGUCGUUUCGCGGGUUGAACAGAAGCCCUGUGAGGAUAAAGUAAAGUUGUAGCUGCUGGUUGGCGUUGUUGGUGUUUUGGAAUGGACAGCUCCGUCAGUGGCAGCUUUCAGUGGUGCUGCUGCCUGCGGAGAUCCCAAGCACUUUCCUUUUUAAUGUUUCGGAGGGAGUGCCUGCUGCUGAGCCUGCACUUCACUCGGCUUGUCGAGCAGGCCUGCACCGGCACAGACUCCAUACUCAGCUUUUGUGAUCUGAGGCUUUUCCAGGUUCCUCGGGCAAAGAUGGUGUUGACCUGCCCUGCCGUUUCUCCCGUGUCAUUUGGGAUCAAGCCAUGACUGUCCUGCUGCAGAACGGAAUGGGUUUGGCUGAAGUGGGAAGUACGGGAAGGUGUUUCAGCAGCAGCUCGAGAAGUGGUGGCAGUUGGAGAGGAGUUCUGUGUAGAUGGAAGCCAAAUUUGUGUGCUGGGGAUGUUUGUGGAGCCCCUCUGAGCAGGCACAAGGCGAUAGGUGGUGGUGUGUCCAUAUGGCAGCGGUGCAAAGGACCUGCGUUCAGGAGUGGGCCAUCGGGAAGCUGAGCACAGUGCUUCUCCCUAGCCUUCCAGGGGCAGGGCAUGCCACGUGGCAUGUGUAAAUCUGGAAGGGGGUUUGUUUCUAGGUGAUUUCACCUGUAAUGAAUAUCUGUUGUGAGGAGUUUCAUGUCAGAAGAUGGACAGCUGUGCUUAUAACACAGGGAGCUUUGUAAGCAUGAAUUUUGUGUGUUUGGCUAGAGAUAGUGGACACAACAGAGCUGUUAUUUUAAGAAUUCAGUCAGUGACUUUAGUGUUAGUUGUUUGCCUUUCAAACUAACUUCAUAAAUACAUUGGCUAUAGAGCUAUCUUGUCUAUCUGUUAUUUUAAGACCUGAAUGGUUCUGAAAACAAGUGCCAACAUAGAAGUUGUUAGCAAGGUGCACACAGGUGCCCAAGGUGAAGCAGUAAAAUCCAAUGCUUCUCUCUUGGGAUAGGCUGGGUAACAAAUAACUUAGCAAUGGGGUGCUGCUGCCCACUGUUGCAGAGGAGCUGUGUGCCAUCCAUUGCUACAGUUCAUGAAACUUUUACUGUUGCCAGAGGGCAUCCAGUGGAAGAAGAUUUAAUUAAUUAAACAGCAAAUAAUGCUGAGGUUAUCAUGAGCUGCCUGUGGCAGACAGAUAGUGAAACAGGAAAGUCUGGCCCAAAAGAGUUAACUAAGAGAUUUGGGCCUGUUAACAAGCUACUAACAUCCAAAACGAUCUGUACUUGUUCUGUUCUACUUACUGGACCAAAACUUAAAGAGAAUGGUAAAAGAACCAUGUAAUAGACCUAGAGGUAAUAAAUUAAGUUGCAAUAGGGUAAGGUAGACAUUUGAAUAGAAGAAACAGGCUGGGAGCCAAGGCCUUCUCCAAGCUUUAGUUUUUCACAUAUGGCCUGUAUGUUGUUGAGUUGGGAUAAGGAGAUGAAGGAACAUCAUCUUGCCCUGCUCCUUGACUGUUUAGUUGCUACGUUUUGAAAAAUGGAAGGUUACGUACAGUUGUACAGAGUUCAUAAUUGUUAUGAAUGACUGUAGGGUGAGAAACUUUACCAAAGAGACACCUUGCGUGCCAUACAAAUUUAUUUAUAAAGAUCUUCAAGUAAUAAAAGUUCUUGUAGCUCAGAUAAUUUUUCCUUUGCAGAUGAGUAAUUCUGUUGUUCAUGUGAUCUCAAGCCAGAGUGAUUACCUUGGGAAAGUGAAGCAGGGUUGUCUAUCCCAUUGACUUUCAGGCCAGUGCUGUUGGGACGCUUGUUCAUUUGCUCUGGUCUGCUAUUUGGUAUGGUUCCAGCCCUAGAACACUGUGGUUAUAUUUUAAGUUUCAGAAGAGCGUAAAAUCAAGGUAGUUGGUCCUGGGUCCCGUUACUUUUAAUCAUUUUUUGCCUGAGCAGAGGCAAGGUUUGUAAACAAAAACAACAACAAAAAAAGGCUGGCCUGAUUUUUCCCAAUUUAGGAACUUCUCCAGACUUUUUUUUCAUUUAUUGUGCAACAGACUCGUGCACCUUGUUUACUGGAGAGGGGAAUUAUGUGAGUUGAAUGCUGAAUUAAGAUGAUGGUGUGCAUUUUUGCAGACCUGACUCCCAGCCUCCUCCCUCCCUCCUCCCUGCUUUUCUUCCAAGGGCAGAGUUCAGCACUUCCUAGCAUGGCUUUAUGAAUCAAUCUUCUUUGAUUUCUGGGGUGUUGUUGGACCUGUCUGCAGACUUAGUUUCCAACUUGAAAAUUGUAUCAUCAGUGUGCCAGAGCACGACAUCAAGUAGUGCAGGCUGCUGAUGGAAGAAGAGUCAGGUGUUAUCUGUAGGAGAGGUAAAUUGGGUUCUGGUGGGCUUGGAGCUGUGCCAUCCAUUUGUAAAACAUAGACUGUGCAUAUCUCUGGCACUGAUGGCCACCUUCAUGGUUUCUACCCUGUUUCCUGCAGCUUUUUGAGAUGCUGAUGAAGAAGCACAGGUUUGGGAAGCUUCAGAAUAAUGCUCUUGCAGCGAUGAGGCAGAGAUCUGUGCUCCUGUGAGCAGAAAGUAAGGCACCAAAGCAGGAUCUGUUCAGCGAGUCGAGCUGUAGAGAAAGCAAAUGGACUAGAUGAGGUGCAGGAUUACAACCAAAGGGUAAAUCUUUGCUUCCCUGUGUGUAUGAGAAGAUAGUUAGGAAGCAUGUAGGUAAAAGGAAUAGAAGCCUCUAGAAAGCAGGACUUGUUCUGGGAGGGCUCUGAUAGCCCAUCUCAGCUGUCUGAGCUGCAGCUGUCAGGGCCAAGGCGUUGACUUAGAAGGCUCAUUAAAGCAACAGCAAAGCUAUGCUGUGUGUGUGUCUCAUCGGGCUGUAGCUCUUGAAAAGCACACGAGUUAUGCACCACGGGAGUCUGCACUGCAGACCUACUUUCAGAUGCAAUUUUUUGUGUCUUGCUUCUAAAAGCCUUUAGCUCAAGGACCAAUUUUAUUUCCAUGAAUAAUUUGAUGGUUUAACGUGAGCAGGUUUAAGCUCUUGUGUAAGAACCUGCUGAGCCUGCCUCUGUGGUAUAAAAACUUUCAACUUGAAAUGAGGGUGGCUUGCUUUUUGGUAUUUUAAUCUCCCUUUAAAUGCUUCAUACUUGUUAGAGAGCAAAUUUUGUUUGGUUUCUCUUCAUGCUGAGACUCUAUCUGAUUUAGAGCUGUUUUCCAGGGUUGGUAUAAACAUAACCUUGUAAUGCUUUCCUCUUAGCCUCAGCUCCUCUCCAUCACAUUGUUUUUUAUCCAUACUGAUGCCAAAACAGAAGUUACAUUGCAAGAAUACAAAAGGAAAAAAAUCAAGUCAGUUAGCAGUUGCCAGUGAUUUUUAAGUACUACUGUGUGUAGUAGUAAGUUGUACUGAAGUUGUAAUGAGACAUAGGAAUAUUUUUGUGCCUCAGAAAUCAUUCAUUUUUUACAAGGGUUUUGAUGAUAGUUCAUAACCAGAAAGCAGUACAGGUCUUUACUUAGAGUAAGCCCAACCUGAAUGAAGGAGACAGAUAAAGAAUAGCGCAUCAUUCAUCUACAUGUUUGUCAAAGAUCCCCAGAAAAGUGUGGAAGAUGAAAUUGAAUCCAUUCUGCAGGAGCGAAUAAUGGUUUUGGAUGGAGGCAUGGGGACCAUGAUUCAGCAACAUGCCCUGACAGAAGAAGAUUUCCGAGGGCAUGAAUUUAAAGAUCAUUCCAGGCCUUUAAAAGGCAAUAAUGACCUUCUUAGUAUAACUCAACCUGAUAUAAUCUGUGACAUACACAAGGAGUACUUGCUGUCAGGCGCUGACAUCAUUGAAACUAACACUUUCAGCAGCACCCGAGUUGCACAGGCUGACUACGGCCUUGAGCAUUUGGCAUAUCGGUUAAACAGAGUCUCUGCACAGGUAGCCCGAAAAGCAGCGGACACUGUAACUGCUCAGACAGGAAUUAGGAGAUAUGUUGCUGGAGCCAUGGGUCCGACAAACAGGACACUCUCUGUGUCACCAUCUGUGGAGAGACCAGAUUACAGGAACAUAACUUUUGAUGAACUGGUUGAAGCCUAUACGGAACAAGCCAAAGGGCUUUUGGAUGGAGGAGUUGAUAUCUUGUUAGUGGAAACCAUAUUUGAUACCGCCAAUGCUAAGGCAGCUCUUUUUGCACUCCAAAUGUUGUUUGAAGAAGAAUAUGCUCCACGACCCAUAUUUGUUUCUGGAACCAUUGUGGAUAAGAGUGGGCGUACCCUCUCUGGCCAGACAGGAGAGGCAUUUGUCAUUAGUGUUUCCCACAGUAAGCCACUUUGUAUUGGCUUAAAUUGUGCUUUAGGGGCAGUUGAAAUGCGUCCAUUCAUUGAAACAAUUGGAAAAUGUACCACAGCCUACAUCAUCUGUUACCCCAACGCAGGUCUCCCCAAUACUUUUGGUGGUUAUGAUGAAACUCCAGAAGUGACUGCCAAGCAUAUAAAGACUUUUGCUUUGGAUGGUUUGGUCAACAUAGUUGGAGGUUGCUGUGGUACUACACCAGCACAUAUCAGGAAAAUUGCUGAAGCUGUGAAAUUCUGUAAGCCUCGUGUUCCACCUUCUCUCUCUCCAGGAUACAUGCUGCUGUCAGGUCUGGAACCAUUCAGGAUUGGGCCAUACACCAACUUUGUUAAUAUUGGAGAACGCUGCAAUGUUGCAGGAUCACGGAAGUUUGCUAAACUCAUCAUGGCAGGCAACUAUGAAGAAGCCCUGGGUGUAGCCAAACUGCAAGUUGAGAUGGGGGCCCAGAUUCUUGACAUCAAUAUGGAUGAUGGGAUGCUGGAUGGCCCUGCUGCAAUGACCAGAUUUUGUAACUUGAUUUCUUCAGAACCGGAUAUUGCAAAGGUGCCAUUGUGCAUUGACUCCUCAAAUUUUUCAGUGAUCGAAGCAGGUUUGAAAUGUUGCCAAGGUAAAUGCAUUGUAAAUAGCAUCAGCCUGAAGGAAGGUGAAGAAGACUUUUUGGAGAAAGCAAGGAAAAUUAAAUUAUAUGGAGCAGCUGUGGUUGUUAUGGCUUUUGAUGAAGUGGGGCAGGCAACAGAAACAGAAACCAAGAUUGCAAUCUGUUCCAGAGCUUAUCAUCUCCUUGUGGAUAAAGUGCACUUCAAUCCGAAUGAUAUAAUAUUUGACCCUAAUAUUUUGACCAUAGGAACUGGAAUGGAAGAACAUAACCUUUAUGCCAUAAAUUUUAUCAACGCUACUAAAACCAUAAAAGAAACACUGCCAGGAGCCAGGAUAAGUGGAGGUCUUUCCAAUCUGUCUUUCUCCUUUCGGGGAAUGGAUGCUAUUCGAGAAGCAAUGCAUGGAGUGUUCCUUUACCACGCGAUUAAGUAUGGCAUGGACAUGGGAAUUGUGAAUGCUGGGAAUCUGCCAGUGUAUGAUGAUAUCCACAAGGAAUUACUACAGCUGUGUGAGGAUCUAAUCUGGAACAAAGAUCCUGAUGCAACGGAGAAACUUUUACAUUAUGCUCAGAAUCAUGCCCAAGGAGGAAAGAAAGUUGUACAGACUGAUGAGUGGCGUAAAAGCUCUGUGGAGGAAAGGCUGGAAUAUGCUCUCAUAAAGGGCAUUGAGAAGUAUGUCACUGCAGAUACAGAAGAAGCAAGAUUAAAUCAGGAAAAAUAUCCUAGACCUCUAAAUGUAAUUGAGGGACCUUUGAUGAAUGGCAUGAAAAUUGUUGGUGAUCUUUUUGGUGCUGGAAAGAUGUUUCUGCCUCAGGUAAUAAAGUCUGCUCGAGUUAUGAAGAAAGCAGUUGGCCACCUUAUUCCCUAUAUGGAAAAAGAAAGAGAGGAAAGGAGAGCCAAACGAGGCAGCGUAGAGGAAGAGGAUCCUUAUCAGGGUACAAUAAUAUUAGCAACUGUGAAAGGAGACGUACAUGAUAUUGGCAAGAACAUUGUGGGAGUUGUUCUGGGCUGCAACAACUUCAGAGUUAUUGAUUUAGGAGUCAUGACUCCAUGUGAUAAGAUAUUGAGAGCUGCUAUUGAGAACAAAGCAGAUAUAAUUGGCCUGUCUGGUCUAAUCACCCCAUCUUUAGAUGAGAUGAUUUUUGUCGCUAAGGAAAUGGAGAGAUUGGCAAUAAAGAUUCCUUUGCUGAUUGGAGGAGCAACUACUUCUAAAACACACACAGCUGUUAAAAUUGCCCCACGAUAUAGCGCACCUGUAAUUCAUGUCCUGGAUGCAUCCAAGAGUGUUGUGGUUUGCUCCCAGCUUUUAGACAGUAGUGUAAAGGAUGAUUUCUUUGAAGAAAUCUUAGAGGAAUAUGAAGAAAUUAGACAAGAACAUUAUGAGUCUCUCAAGGAAAGAAGAUACUUGUCUCUACAGCAAGCUAGAAGAAAAGGUUUCCAUAAUGACUGGUUAUCAGGCCAUAAACCGGUUAAACCAAAAUUCAUCGGCACAAAAGUCUUUGAAGAUUAUGACCUGAAGAGGCUGGUAGAAUACAUUGACUGGAAACCUUUCUUUGAUGUCUGGCAACUUAGGGGAAAAUAUCCCAAUCGGAGUUUUCCUAAGAUCUUCAGUGAUAAAACUGUAGGUGAAGAAGCAAAGAGAGUUUAUAAUGAUGCUCAAGAUCUACUGAAAACAUUGAUUAAUCAAAAGAAAUUACAAGCCAGAGGUGUGGUUGGGUUCUGGCCAGCUCAAAGUGUUCAGGAUGAUAUCCACUUAUAUGCUGUGGAAGAGGCAGUGGGAUCUUCAGAACCAAUAGCAAAAUUUUAUGGCUUGAGGCAACAGGCUGAAAAGGACUCUUCCUGCACAGAUCCAUACUACUGCCUCUCUGACUUUAUAGCACCAAUGGAUUCUGGCAUUUGUGACUACUUAGGCCUAUUUGCUGUGGCCUGCUUUGGUGUGGAUGAAUUAUGCAAUGAAUUUAGGAAACAGGAUGAUGAAUACAACAUCAUAAUGGUAAAGGCUCUCGGCGAUCGGUUGGCAGAGGCAUUUGCUGAGGAGCUCCAUGAAAGGGUUCGAAGGGAAUUCUGGGCUUACAGUAAUACUGAACAGCUCAAUCUCUCUGACCUACGCAAAAUUAAAUAUGAGGGAAUUCGCCCUGCCCCUGGAUAUCCAAGCCAGCCUGACCAUACAGAAAAACUCACCAUGUGGAAACUUGCAAACAUUGAGGAAACAACAGGAAUUGGUUUAACGGAAUCACUAGCAAUGAUACCUGCUUCUGCAGUUUCUGGCCUCUACUUUUCCAGUCCCAAUUCCAAAUAUUUUGCUGUUGGAAAGAUAUGUAAAGAUCAGGUUGAAGAUUAUGCACUGAGAAAAAAUGUGUCUGUUGCAGAAGUGGAGAAAUGGCUGGGACCCAUUUUGGGAUAUGAUACUGAACAACUGUGAUACUUGUGGGUGAACUUUUUUUUUUGAUGGUCCAUUUACCAGAAGGAACAAGAGAAGACUUCACACUGAAAUCAGUCCAUCCAUCCAUCCCAAUAGGUUGUCUGAUUACUUUAAGUUUUUGAUCAAGGAACGUAAUAUUUCAAAUCAAAUCUGCCCUGUGCCCUUGGCUUGAGACCAUGAAUGCAUUUCAGAUCUCUCACUUAUAGCAGCAUACUUUUAUUUAUUUUUAUUUUUUUGCACAAAGCAGAGAAGCUACCUGUAGGGUGAGAUGUGGAAAAUGCAAAGCUCUCCUGUCCACAGGAAGGAUUUGAAAUCAGGAGCAAGAAUUUCUAUCCCAUUGGCUAUGGAUAUACCUAGACCAGAAUUUGACUUGUGUUAUUUUUAAGUGUUUGGCAAGUCCAGGAACAGAAAUAUGAUGUGAUUUUUCUGUAAAGUCACAAAAGGUUUUAUACUGACUGAGGAGGAACAGUUGAAGUACAGAUCUCCUUUUUAAAAUCUGUCUUCUCUGUGUUUAGGUCUUGAGUUUGGAACGUAGGUUGUUCUCGAUGAUAUUUAGAAUAAUACAAUGUGCUGGAUCAGUAUCAGAGAUUCUGUAUUGUGAAAUGGGAUGACUGAGCCCAUGGAGUUGUCCACUUCAUGCUUCCUCUUCCUUUCAGCAAGUCACAAUCUGUUUCUACUCUGUAUAAAGGGUAGUGGCGCUUCCUACCUUCGAGUUAUGUUGUGAGGCUUAAUUCAUACAUAAACAAUCGUUUGUAUGUGAAAAAUAUGAGAAGCAUAUUUGUUACUAUAGACAGACAGAAAGCUUGGAGCUGACUUCAAUGUUUUACAGGCUCUUUAACCUUCCAGAUACCUGGAUUUAAAAAGCAACUAGUAGUGAUACUGUCAUAUGUAACAGUUAUUAUUGAAGACGUAUUCUUCAGAUUCAACUCUCAGUGAUCUAAUUGUUCAUAGGUUUCAAUAAUCUCUGAAAAGUGCCUCAAGUAUUAUUUAAAUGCUAAUUUAGUAAAAUAUUGUGAAAGAAACCCCUCAUUUUUUCUGGUCUCUAAUUGUAAAUAAAAGACUAAUCUUGUAAAGAGAAUGUUCUUUUUAAUAGUUUAUUGCAAUCUAUUAAUAGCUAUAUAAUUUUUGUAAUGUCUUCACCUAACGCUAUGCUAAAAGAAUCAUCUUGUAUCAACAGUUUAAUAAAGGUUAAGCUGUCAAUGCUAUUAUCCCAUUAGAAUUCUUUUGGGAUCCUAUUGCGCACGAUAAAAUGUGCACAAU
Myiozetetes cayanensis is the source of this 8817-nucleotide messenger RNA. RefSeq names its product 5-methyltetrahydrofolate-homocysteine methyltransferase (gene MTR). Gene Ontology annotation, biological process: pteridine-containing compound metabolic process. The transcript has 33 exons. Gene Ontology annotation, molecular function: methionine synthase activity; cobalamin binding; zinc ion binding. NCBI's taxonomy places the organism in Eukaryota, Metazoa, Chordata, Aves, Passeriformes, Tyrannidae. The coding region runs from base 3781 to 7557 and encodes 1258 amino acids. The record is from RefSeq and is a predicted model, not a curated record.